AUGUUCACCUCAGCCCCAACCCCGAAAUCCCACCUCGGCCGCUACCGCCUGCUCGCCCCAACAGCCGGCGUGAAGGUAAGCCCGCUAUGUCUGGGUGCCAUGAACUUCGGCGAGGGCUGGAAAGACGGUCUCGGCGAAUGCAACAAAGAGACAUCCUUCGCGAUUCUGGAUACGUACUAUGAGAACGGCGGGAACUUCAUCGAUACCGCCAACAACUACCAAGCCGAAGACAGCGAGAAAUGGAUCGGCGAGUGGAUGGAGUCCCGCGGCGUGCGCGACCAGAUCGUCCUCGCAACGAAGUAUUCAACUGGAUUCCGGACACACGUCCCAUCCGAGAUCCAGGCUAACUUCGUCGGGAAUAAUGCUAAGAGUAUGAAGUUGUCUGUUGAGGCUAGUUUGAAGAAAUUGCGGACCGAUUAUAUUGACCUGCUCUACGUCCACUGGUGGGACUUCAGCACCUCUAUCGAGGAAGUCAUGACAUCGCUCAAUCAGCUGGUUCUCUCUGGAAAGGUCCUGUAUCUUGGUGUCAGUGAUACACCAGCGUGGAUCGUGACCAAGGCGAAUCAAUACGCCCGCGACCACGGCCUCCGCCCGUUCUCCGUCUACCAAGGCAAAUGGAACGCGGCAACCCGCGACUUCGAACGCGACAUAAUCCCCAUGGCCGCAUCCGAAGGAAUGGGACUCGCACCCUGGGCCAGCCUCGGCGGCGGCUCCUUCAAGACAACCGCACAGCGGGAAGAAAUCGCCAAAUCCGGCAACAACCCUGGCCGGCAGAUGCCAGCGACGGAGCGGGAUAUCGCUGUGUCGAAGGUGCUAGAGGGUAUUGCGGAGAGACGGGGCACUGCGUUGACGAGUGUUGCGUUGGCGUAUGUUAUGCGCAAGGCGCCGUAUGUGACGCCGAUUGUGGGUGGGAGGAAGGUUGAGCAUUUGGUUAGUAAUAUUGAGGGGCUUGGGUUGGAUUUGUCGGAUGAGGAGGUUGGGGAGAUUGAGGGGGCUUAUGAGUUUGAGAUUGGGUUCCCGAUGAACUUUUUGUUCAGAUCGGAGAAUUUGCCGAAGGAGGCUCAUCCGGCGAAUUCGUCGUUUUUGAAUAUUGCUGCUAGGUUUGAUUAUCCGGAUUUAGUGAGGGCUGUUAGGCCGAAGAAGUUGGAUGAGUGA
Penicillium bovifimosum is the source of this 1155-nucleotide messenger RNA. Its product is annotated as aldo/keto reductase. The transcript is spliced from 5 exons. NCBI's taxonomy places the organism in Eukaryota, Fungi, Ascomycota, Eurotiomycetes, Eurotiales, Aspergillaceae. The coding region runs from base 1 to 1155 and encodes 384 amino acids. The record is from RefSeq and is a predicted model, not a curated record.